This is a messenger RNA of Esox lucius (northern pike), 1673 nucleotides long. RefSeq names its product calmodulin-regulated spectrin-associated protein 1-B. The record is from RefSeq and is a predicted model, not a curated record. Gene Ontology annotation, biological process: cytoplasmic microtubule organization; negative regulation of microtubule depolymerization. Gene Ontology annotation, cellular component: microtubule minus-end. The transcript is spliced from 3 exons. Lineage: Eukaryota; Metazoa; Chordata; Actinopteri; Esociformes; Esocidae. The coding region runs from base 1 to 354 and encodes 117 amino acids. Gene Ontology annotation, molecular function: calmodulin binding; microtubule minus-end binding.
AUGACGUUUUCCGAUAAACGUGCCCACCCAUGGAAAUCAAAGGCCAGCACACGGGCCGCGGAGCUGGAGAGGUGUGAGGCCAACCACCUGAUGAUCAUGUUUAGGGAUGGAGGCUGCCAGUUCCGAGCCAUCUACUCCUUCUCCCCCGACACUGAAGAGAUUGUCAAGUUUACUGGCAUGGGGCCACGGAGCAUCAGCCGUAAGAUGAUUGACAAGCUCUACAAGUACAGCUCUGACCGCAAGCAGUUCAACUGCAUCCCCACCAAGACCGUGUCGGUCAGCGUGGACGCCCUGUCCAUUCACAACCAACUGUGGCAUAUCAAGAGGCCUGGUGGGUCUUCUAGGAAGAAGUGAGGUAGAGGAUAAGAGGGCACUUCAUAAGGAGUCAUCCUACAGUUGGGCAGGACCCAGUAAUCUCAGAAAUGAAUGACAAGUGACACUUAUGGAGGAUGUGGCUGUUGUUAAAAGUCUGUCUUUGAUCUGUCCCAAUGUGGGUGUAGCCUUUGGAUUCUACCAAAGGUGGAGGUGGAUAUGAGAGUUUGAAUGAACACCUUCAAUCUGAAUGUGCAGUUGAUUAGAAUUUUUUUCUCAAGGCAGUUUUAUGCAUGUAGCAUUCUUGUUUUAGAUUUUGGGCUUUACGCUAAAGGGCCAACUGACUGAAGGGCAUAUUGUUUGGUUUAUUGUUUGAUACUAAACACACACAUCUACUGUUAUGUAAUAGAGUGAAAAGAGAGCUACACAGGACUACUGAAAUAAGUGCUAGAAUCAUUACUGAAAGUCCUGUCUAGCAAAAUCCUGCUACUGUGAUUCUUCUGAUCUCCUAUACUAAGCAAUUUAUUUAAUACUACUACAAUGGGUUAGAAUUUCAGUACUUGAACCACCAUCUUUUUAACCAAUUUGCUUAACCUUUUGUUAGGUACAAAAUUAUGAGAGACUAGUAUGGUCAAGUCUGAUUUUAUGUGCACGUUUUUUUCGAGGGGGUUAGUAGUGAGCUGCUGUCUCACGUUGAAUGUAUUAACUCAUUGAAUUAUGCUUUUAAAAAGUGAUAUCACGGAAUCAAACAAGCUUUCCCACUGUUAAAUAGGAAUUGUAGGCUCCUGUCCCAGGGCUCCUGUCCCAUAAUGUCCUUACUGUUGUUAUUGUUAGUGGGAAGGUGGUUACAGUAUUUACUUGCUUCCAAACGAACAGGCUUUGGUCUACAGUAGAAUGCUGAUCUGUGAUCAAUCAUACUUAGGAUGCUGCAAAUGCACUAAAUACUCAGCUCACUCUUACUACAAGAGAACCACCAGUAUCUUCUGCUGCUUUUCAUUUAACACUGCAAUCUGAUCUGAAGUCUGACUUAAUGUAGCUGACAAGGUUUCAUAUUUUUCAUUGCCAUGUGAUUUGACCAGGACAACAAGGAAAACCUAGCUUUAGCCACAGCCUAUAAUAAAGGCCUGGAGUUACCCUUAAUCAAGUCACGUGGUUGGGAAACUUCUGACGACUAAAACUGUCUGUGAGCACUAAAAGCAACUCUGCAAUGACUGACUCUGUUUCAAACGUGUUCAAGUCAAAGGAAUUCCUUAAUACUUGAUAUUCAUUAUUAUUUGCUGCAUUUUCUAUAAUAGUGUUUGUUUUUUUAUAUUGCACCUCUUUAUGCUUCCUAAAAGUUGGCAGUAUUAAGAUUAUUUCUG